This is a messenger RNA of Bipolaris victoriae FI3, 579 nucleotides long. RefSeq lists its product as hypothetical. The record is from RefSeq and is a predicted model, not a curated record. The transcript has a single exon. The annotation marks the transcript as partial. NCBI's taxonomy places the organism in Eukaryota, Fungi, Ascomycota, Dothideomycetes, Pleosporales, Pleosporaceae.
CUGCCAAUGCAUUCCAAUUGGUGCCACCACGGCGCAAACUACAACACCUCUUCAACACCCUCCCUAACCACCACUCCGCGCUUAAAAAUAUCGCAAUACCGCUCUGACAAAGAUAUAUACGCCUUGACCACACAGCACAAGAACAAAAACAACACCAACAAAAACCCCGAGGAAUCCCCUCGGAAAGAUAUAGAAUCCAUCACACGUGACCUCGAACUCCACUAUCAAGCCCUAGACCCGCCGGCCCGCGAGCUAGCUCUCGUCCGCGAUCUCGUAAACGACUGGAACGACCGGCGUCUCCUUGCACUCUGGAAGUGCUUCGAGCACCACCCCCGACGCCCAUUCAAGGUCGUGCAUGUGAUGGGAUUAGAUUUCGGCGAGGCGGAAAUGGGAACGGUGAUUAGGCGUGCGCUGCGCAGGCUGCAGAGGCAUCCGCAGAAGGAGCGUUUGGUGGUGGUGGCGAGGGCGCUGCACAAGGCUGGGAAUGGAGAUGUGGUGUUGGGGCUUGAGGAUCCGCGGUAUGUGUUGAAUUGUCGGGAUGGGGAGGAGGAGGAGGAGGUGGUGGUGGUGGUGGUGUAG